Molecule: messenger RNA, 1809 nt
Organism: Lineus longissimus
Lineage: Eukaryota; Metazoa; Nemertea; Pilidiophora; Heteronemertea; Lineidae
Exons: 1
Coding region: 1-1809 (602 amino acids)
Source: RefSeq, a predicted model, not a curated record
AUGCCCAUCGCGGUAGCGGGAAAACGUCUCUGCGUCAAUCCCGAUUACAAUUCUUCCCUCUUCACCUACGUGGGCUCCGAUUGUGUAAAGAAAUUUCUCGAAUGGCUCAAUGAACAGAUCAAGGAAGCGCACAUUAUCGAUUUGCAUUGUUCCAAAGACAGUCUUGAACAUAUGUCUUCGCGUGAUUGGAAGAAGUUUGUCUCGCAGCAGCAUUGCGAGAUGUGUGGAAUUGAAUUCACUAUAGGCGUGAAAAAGUGCAUCGACCAUUGUCACUUGCAAGCGGAUCGGAUGCGAUACGUUCUCUGUAAUCGUUGCAACUUGACUUAUGCUUCGGAAAGGGAAUUACAGAUCAGUGGCUUGGCGCAUAAUGCCACAAGAUAUGACAAUCACCUUUUUGUAGAGGAAUUGGCAAAACAAGAUGGAGAAUUGAAAAAGUUUCGAAUAUUGCCUAAAAACACAGAGCACUACUUGGCCAUAUAUUGUCAAACGUUAGUCUUCCUGGAUAGUUUUCAAUUCUUGCCAUCGUCUUUAGCAAAUCUAGUGGAAUUGAUGAAAAACAAGACUAGCACUAUUGUAGACCCGGAAAGUGGGAUGAAGCAGAGCCAGAGCGCAUUUCCUCUCCUCUCCGAAUACGUGAAAGGAUCGAGUGAAAUGUACGAUCUUUUGUUGCGCAAGGGUGUCUUUUGCUACGAAUAUCUGGACAGGCCAUCAAAACUUCAAGAGAGGCAGCUUCCGCCGGUCGAGGCAUUUUUCGAUUCGCUAAAAAAACAACCCAUUUCAUCGGAGGAUUACGAGCAUGCAACGAAGGUAUGGCGAACAAUGAACUGCAAGACCCUUGGUGAUUAUCUUGUAGUCUAUCUCCAAACAGACGUUUUACUACUAGCCGAUUGUUUUGAGAAAUUUCGUGCCAUGUCCAUGAAACAUUUUCAAUUAGAUCCAGUAAAAUAUAUAUCGGCCCCUCACAUGACAUUCGAUGCCAUGCUCAAAAUGACAAGAGCUCAUAUAGACUUGAUAGAAGACCUGGAGGAAUAUCUGUUUGUCAAAAAAGGCAUUCGUGGAGGUGUCGCUUUCAUUUUCCAACGACGGGCCCACAUAUCUGUUGACGAUGAUGAUGAUGUUGAAGAGAAGGGGGUAUUUUCAGGAGAAGCAGACAAGAAGAGUGGCGCGCAGAUAUUUGCCCUCGACGCGACGAAUCUCUACGGCUACUCCCUCAGUCAAGAUUUACCGCACGGAAACUAUCGCUGGAUCGAGGUUGACGACCCAAACGAAUUUGAUGUUUUGUCUUUGUCAGACGAUAGCACUACAGGAUACAUACUGGAGAUGGACCUCGAAUAUCCUACUUGUCUACACGAUUCGCACAAUGACUUUCCUUUAGCGCCAGAGAAACUGUGCAUAUGCCCUUCGCAGUGGAGUCCGCUAAUGCAUGUUUUGGCGGGAAAACUAAUGGAUCCCUCACAAAUACGAAGUGCCGCCACCGGAGAAAAACUGAUUCCUCAUCUUGGACCGAGAACAAAUUACAUUGUCUAUCUGAAUAACCUGCUAUAUUAUCUUCAGCUGGGCAUGACGCUGAGCAAAGUGCAUAGGAUUCUGGCUUUCGAUCAGUCGCCCUGGAUGAAAGAUUUCGUCAGCUUCUGCACGGAGCAGAGGAAGGCCGCGGCAAACAAUCCCCUCGAAUCUGACUUUUGGAAAAAAGCAAUUAAUUCUUACUACGGGAAAUUCCUCCAAGACAAAACAAAGCACAUAAAUAUGAGUCUAGUGUCGGACAAGAGAAAAUUCCUAACAAAAACGAGCAAACCAAAUUUCAAGUGA